CUGAUGGCUGGCUGUAAAUACCUUUGGUUGUCAGGAAGUGAACUAGUGUGUGUGCCAACUGGAAAAUUAAGGGACAAAACACCUUCAAGCAAAAAUAAUCGAAUGAAAUAAUCGUGCCUUUGAGGGUAUAGUAAUUAUAUUUUCAAGAAAACUGGAACAUAUCAGCUUUGGACAUGGAGAAGAAGCAUGGAAGGAGUCAACCAUGGGGGAAGUUAGUAAAAGUGGACACUCAAUCUGAAGUAUUGCUUGUCAACAGGGAAUGCACUGUCGGGCGAAGAAAAGGCUGUGAUCUUUCCUUUCCUGCUAACAAACUGGUCUCAGGGGAUCACUGUAAGAUAGUGCAAGAUAAGAGCUCAGGAUUGGUGUGGCUGGAGGACACAAGCACCAAUGGUACAGUGAUUAACAUGUCUAAGCUGGUGAAGAAGCAGAUUCAUAUGCUGCAGAAUGGAGACGUCAUCUACUUUGUAUACAGGAAAAACGAACCAGAGCAAAACCUUGCCUACAUGUAUCAGUCCAUAAAACCAGAGAGGACAUUCUCACAAGACACAAUUGGUGGUGCCACCAGAUGCUCAGCAAUGCAGCAGAAAGCCCAGACCUGCCCUGUUACAGCAGCAGUAUGUGUGUCUGUGGAGCCAUUCCUUGUUGGACCUCCACGGGAGCAGCAGGCCUUGGAUGAACCUCAGCCCUCCACCUCCUCCCACCUCCUCCACACAGUCUCCUCCUCUACAGCCUAUUCCUCUGCAGCCUCCCUCCUGCACUCCUCUGCCUUAGACACACGACAGACUGAAGCCCAGAACCGAGUCACAAUGUUGUAUACGGAGGGGGACAUGGAGCCAGAGAGAAAAAGGAGGAAAACUGACAGUGCUGACAAGGACUAUGAUUUUGGACUGCCACAUACUUCCAGUAUUGCGGUGGUCGGCCCCAGCCCAGCUAAGGUUUUUCUUAUCGGGGAUCUGUUUGGAAAAGCUGCUGUGGCUGUGGAAGAAGCCAAGACUGACAAGAUGGAGGAGUCCCUAACCUGUAUCAUCUGUCAGGACCUACUUCAUGACUGUGUCAGCCUGCAGCCCUGUAUGCACACCUUCUGUGCUGCGUGCUACUCUGGCUGGAUGGAGCGCUCGUCUCUCUGCCCCACCUGUCGCUGCCCCGUAGAGAGGAUUCGCAAGAACCACAUCCUCAACAACCUGGUGGAGGCCUACCUUAUCCAACACCCGGAGAAGUGUCGCAGUGAGGAGGACCUGAAGAGCAUGGACAGCCGGAACAAGAUAACUCGGGACAUGCUGCAGCCAAAGAUUGAGCGUUCCUUCUCUGAUGAAGAGGGCAGCUCUGAUUAUCUCUUUGAGCUCUCCGACAACGACAGUGACACCUCCGAUAUCGGCCAGCCGGUUGUGAUGUGCAGACAGUGUCCAGGCUACAGGAAGGAGGUCAGCCAGGUACUGUGGGCCACAGGGCUAGCCCCUCUAGGACCAGCCCCACCAGCUCUUCUAGGACCAGUCCUACCAGCCCCUCUAGGACCAGUCCUACCAGCCCCUCUAGGACCAGCCCCACCAGCUCUUCUAGGACCAGCCCCACCAGCUCUUCAAGGACCAGCUCUUCUAGGACCAGCCCCACCAGCUCUUCUAGGACCAGCCCCACCAGCUCUUCUAGGACCAGCCCCACCAGCUCUUCUAGGACCAGCCCCACCAGCUCUUCUAGGACCAGUCCCACCAGCUCUUCUAGGACCAGUCCCACCAGCCCCUCUAGGACCAACCCCACCAGCCCCUCUAGGACCAACCCCACCAGCCCCUCUAGGACCAGCCCCACCAGCUCUUCUAGGACCAGCCCCACCAGCUCUUCUAGGACCAGUCCUACCAGCCCCUCUAGGACCAGCCCCACCAACUCCUGAGGACAGGCCAGGGAAACCCCCUGGGGCUGGGGAAUCAACAUUAUCAACAUGCUCUGAUGUCCCCACUACAGCUCCUCAGGAUUACACCUGUCCUCCUCUGGGCAGCCAUGUCAUCUGCACCUGCUGCCUGCAGCCCAUGCCAGACCGCCGCGCCGAGCUCAUUGGCCAGCAACUCUCCGCUCAGCAAUGUGUGGCGUGCCUGCGGCCCUUCUGUCACAUGUACUGGGGCUGCCAGAGGAUCGGCUGUCAGGGCUGCCUCGCACGUUUCAGUGAACUCAACCUUACAGACAAAUGCCUGGACGGUGUUCUGAACAGCAAUAACUAUGAAUCAGAGAUCCUCCAGAGUUACUUGUCAGCCAGAGGGAUGUCGUGGAGGGACAUGCUACAGGAGGGUCUUCAGGGCCUGCAACAGGGAACCUUCUAUCUGUCUGAUUAUCGCAUCAACAGUAACGCCAUACUCUGUUUCUGCUGUGGCCUGCGAGCCUUCGGGGAGCUGGCCUACAAAUACAGACAGAACAUCCCUGCCUCGGCGCUUCCUGCUGUUGUGACGUCUCGGCCAGACUGUUAUUGGGGACGCAACUGCCGUACUCAAGUCAAGGCACACCAUGCCACGAAAUUCAACCACAUAUGUGAGCAGACCCGUUUCAAGAGCUGAAGAGCCUCGUAGGUGACCUGCUAUGCAAGGCUCUCCUGCGAACACUGGAGCGUACACAGACUUCCAAGGAUCUCCUGUAUUACUCUCAUAUGUACAGUGAUCAUUUUACUCCCUUAUUAAGCGGAGCCUUGCCGUGAGGAAAGGUAUCUCUUAGGUAAUAUAACUUGUAGUUCUCUCACAGGCUUUAUAGGCUUAGGUAUUUGAUGAUAUGCUGAAAUUACAAUCACACUCUUUUUGCUGGGUCAUGAUUAGCCAGCCUAGUGUUAUAGGUAUAGUAGGGGUGAGUGGGAUAAUGCUAUGCACUCCACACAGUAAGAGAGGAUUCCCCUAUAUGAUGAUGACAGACUUAUAUCUUAUGUGGAAUAUGAUCAUCAUCACCCUUCAUUCCAGUAUCAUGUCCUUUUGGGUGAGGGAUAUAUAAAACAAAUCUACUGAAGACCGUUGGCAAUCAAAAUGGACUUUGGCCAUACAUGUGCUGUUACACAGGAUGCAAUGCCAUCUUUUGUGACCGUUUAAGGAUCAUAUUGAUAUUAGUAAGAUGUUGAUACUUUUCCUAUUUCCGUGUUUUCCUUUCUCUUAACAUGUGGUCUAGGACUUUAGGUAUCUUGGAGAAUUAUGUAUUUGAAUUAGAAUCUAGAGCUUCCUACUCAACUGCUUACUGUGGUGUUCUAAACAUCUAAGUAGUAUUCAUAUGUUGGUUAUAGAAACCCCCCCAAACAAACUAGGUUGAAGCACAGCUAUGUUAUCAAAAGACUUAUCCAUAUACAGACUUUGAGGUUUCUUGUGGUUCAUAUAUAUGGAUGACCGAUUCAGUGGAACCAUUUUGAAUUCAGACUGUUGCUGCUUCUGCAUAAGACUGCUAACUGAGAAGACAAGUGCUAUGGAAAGGGAGUUGUUCUUAGUUUUGGGAAAAGGGGGAAUUCUGCUAGUUUGAUGUGGAUUUCCCAACAAGGGCAAAAAUCCCUGUCAAAGCUGAGAAUAACAUGGUUCAACUAGAAUCAAUGGGAAAGUUAGUUAGGAUUUCAGUUCUUCCGGUAGGGAUAAGGGUUAUAUGUGGAAAUGUAGUUUUAUCUGAGGCUGGGAAAGGCAGGGGUAUUCAGUUAUAUGCUUUGCUCAGGGUAAUCAACAUAAAGCUGAUUUUAAAAUGGUGCAUUAGAGAAGCUUUCUCAGACCUAAACUAGUACUAACAGCCAAUGCAGUUUUUUUGUUAGAAUGCACAAUGGUUUGCUAGAGUUUAGGGGGUGAAAUUGUACCUCCUUGUUACAUUAUAUUAAGUUAGUGGUGUUGGCUAAAUAUAUUAAUUAAGCAAGCAACCUGAUCAUACGGGUUCUAUCAUACUUAUUAGUAUGAUCGAACCAGGUACCCUAGUGGUCAGAGUGUUGGGCUAGUAACCAGCAGGUAGCCUAGUGGUCAGAGUGUUGGGCUAGUAACCAGCAGGUAGCCUAGUGGUCAGAGUGUUGGGCUAGUAACCAGCAGGUAGCCUAGUGGUCAGAGUGUUGGGCUAGUAACCAGCAGGUAGCCUAGUGGUCAGAGUGUUGGGCUAGUAACCAGCAGGUAGCCUAGUGGUCAGAGUGUUGGGCUAGUAACCGAAAGGUUGCUGGAUUGAAUCCCCGAGCUGACAAGGUAAAAAUCUGUCCUUCUGCCCCUGAACAAGACAGUUAACUCACUGUUCCCCAGUAGGCUGUCAUUGUAAAUAAGAAUUUUUCUUAACUGACUUGCCUAUUUAAAUAAAGGUUACGUUAAAAAAAGAAUAAUAAUGAAACAUUAAGGAUUGCUAUUCUGUUAAAUUAAGGACAUGUUUUUCAAUAUAUAUAGGAAGUGUUACCUUGGAGCAUGUUGGAUAGAUCUUAUAAUAGUUUUGUUUAUCAAAUACCAUGGUAUGGUCAAACCUCAUCAGUUAAACUUUAAUUGGUGCAAUUUCCCAUAAUAACUGAGGAAAUAACACAUUGCUGUUUGGUCAGGCAUUUUUAUCUGGUAGUGAAAGUACCCGUACCAAGUUAGAUUUGAAGAAAACAACAUUUUGUAAUUUCUAACAAUGGAGACUGAAAGUGGGCUCUAUUGCUCUUAGAAAAGAGACUAGAGGUGUACAAGUCUCACGUUGCCAGACACGUUGCUGCAUUCUUGCUGUAGAAGAACUGCUGGGGUGAUCUAAAAACUCCAGGAUUAUAUUAUGAGACCAUUAGGUUGCAUUCACACAUGCAGCCCAAUUCUGAUAUUUUUCCACUCAUUUGUCUUUUUGACUAAUCAGAUCAUCCCCAUUUGCCAAUAAAUGGGCAAAAUAUAUGAAUUGUGCUGCCUGUGUAAAUGCAGCUUAGUUGUGAGAAAUUCUGCCUGUCUAAUUCAGUGUUGCAGUUACACAGUACUCAGAGAUACAGGUGUCACUUUUAUAGAUCAACCCGAGACAACUGGCUGUGUCUUACUUCCGCGUUUUGUCUUAUUAGAAGACUACUAUCAACAACCAGAUGUCCAUAAUGUUGUGUAGAACCACAACAGUAGACACUUGUCUCUUACUGUUUAGAGACAUCGGUCACAUUCUCUGUAAAUUACUGACAAGUCAUUAUGGAAGUCAAAUCGGCCCAAUGUCUACAGACCUUUAGUCUAGAUAGAAUGGCCUGAUAUACUAAUGUUAUUCAUGAGGCCUUAUAUAUUGAAAAGUAGGAUAAAGAUAACUAAGUUGUUAGUAGUGAAGUAGAGUACAGAAAAAACGUUUUGUAUGCAAGUCAUUAGAUUCUGUUGCAGUAAAAAAAAUACUUUGACAGAAAUGCAAUGACAUUAUUCACUUUGUCAUUCGUCAUUUUAAAUUUAUAGUUUAAUUUUAAAUCAUCCGUCUUUAAUUUAGUAAAUUGACAUUAAAUUGACAAUGAUUUUAGAGGGAAAAGUAGUUUGCUCGAACUGUUAGUGUUUACAAGCAAGUCUAGCUUUGACGUUUUUUACUUAUAUAAUUCAGCUCGCACACAUUGAAUGUAUGAAUCACUAAUUUGAAGACUUAACCAAGAUUACAAUUAGGUUGGGAUUCAAACAAACACAGAUUAACAACCUGUUCACAGCUAUAGACUUUUGAAGGCAACUUCCCAAACGUUCAUGGAGAUCACGUAAGGCCACUUAUGUCGGCUCAAGCAGAAAUGACCUUUAAAAGUGCAUCAGAGCACACUGGUACUUUAUCUGCGUUUGUUUGAAUCCUGGCACCAAGCUGAACUGUAAUAAGCACUGCAGAAACGGUGCAGGUUCAACUCUGUCCUGUAACUUCAAUGGAUAUUAAAACAUCCAUUUAGAAAUAUCCUUGUGCAAUCAAUGUGUGUGGAACUCAGGAUUGGAGCUGAAACUCUACCUAUGUCGCUAUAUACCCUCAUUGGGGCUGUUUAGUGGCAAUAUUCACACGCUCAGACCGACUCUUCUGGGCUGGUAUAAAGGGGGGCAAAUAUGGGCACGCUUUCUGCUAGAGCUCGUGUCUUUAUUUGGGAUCUUACGGGCUGGAUUCAAUCUGUAUCGUGGUAGAUCCACGUAAAGAUCACUUCCAAUUGAGCUGACAUAUGCAGCGUGUACAGUAAAUGCAGUCUCCGCAACCGUGAGACCAUUGCCUUUAAUUGUCAAUCGCGUAAUAAAGCGGAUCUUCAGCGCUACGGAUUUAAUAGAGCCCAAUGUCGCGGUUUCCCUGUUGUGGGUUCACACUGUGGCAUUCCUCAGAGGCUCAGGCAAUAGCUCAGCACAACCCAGCCAGCCAGCCUAUCCCUCCCUACAGCAGCGCUGAACCUUAAUUAUAACAGGAAGAUCUGGGCACCCUAAGCCAACAACAGUGCAAGCCACCGAUCAGGAAUGGGUGUUAAGGAGGCUUUGGAGGGUGCUUUGCGGUCUUAGAGGGAAACGCUGUAUUCUAGGGAAAAUAUUUACUCUGUGAGAAAGUCUGGACCAAGAUGCUCUGUACUAACAGUAUGGCCAGUCAGUAUAAAGGCCUUGCCGGGGCAAGUUGAAUUCUACCUCAUCAGAGCUCCCGAGACGUUCUGAACAAUCCGGUCUGUCCUUUUAUGUUUUGUGGAUUCUAGUAAGUGGGGGACUGACUGGACGGCAUUUAGAGUAGCGCCGUUACGUUUUAAUGCAGGGGAACACAACUGGUCCCCGGUUGAAAGCGGCUGCUGUUUUUUUGUGUUUUUUUUACCUUUGUCAUUCGGCGACCAAUUUAAAGCUGGGAAUUCAACCAGGUGUAUGCACUGCACUCUGAUCAAUUAGUUAAUCAACUUAAUAAAGUGGUAUUGAUUUAUCAAUAUAUAGCCAGGUAUAACUGAAAACCAAUGGGACUGUGAAUGCCAGUUGAAUGCCUUUGUGAGCUUUUUGUGCCCCCGGUAUUACAGUGCCUUGCGAAAGUAUUCGGCCCCCUUGAACUUUGCGACCUUUUGCCACAUUCCAGGCUUCAAGCAUAAAGAUAUAAAACUGU
Molecule: messenger RNA, 6966 nt
Organism: Oncorhynchus kisutch (coho salmon)
Lineage: Eukaryota; Metazoa; Chordata; Actinopteri; Salmoniformes; Salmonidae
Product: E3 ubiquitin-protein ligase CHFR
Exons: 18
Coding region: 174-2537 (787 amino acids)
Biological process (GO): ubiquitin-dependent protein catabolic process; protein ubiquitination; mitotic cell cycle checkpoint signaling
Cellular component (GO): nucleus
Molecular function (GO): ubiquitin-protein transferase activity; protein binding
Source: RefSeq, a predicted model, not a curated record